Messenger RNA from Harpegnathos saltator (Jerdon's jumping ant), 873 nucleotides. RefSeq lists its product as uncharacterized. The transcript has 4 exons. The record is from RefSeq and is a predicted model, not a curated record. NCBI's taxonomy places the organism in Eukaryota, Metazoa, Arthropoda, Insecta, Hymenoptera, Formicidae. The coding region runs from base 74 to 595 and encodes 173 amino acids.
CAGGUAGGGCUGAAAUUCAGGUUGUCGCGGAUACGAUCUGAGACUAUCGGCAGCGCACGUGGACAACUUAGCGAUGCGGGAUCAGACGCGGCUCAUCGUGCUGUUAGCUGCGCUCACGGCGAUACUCGGCACAGCCGUGUCGAAACCGUUAUGGACGACUUUAACUGCCGAUAAUUACUUGUAUCCGACGACGCUCGAGCUCGACGCACAACCGCAAUACCUGGCCGCCUAUCAAGGCGCGCACUCUCCGUAUUACGUUUAUAAUGUGCACGCUGCAGACGUAGGAGGUAUACCGACCACCGUCUUCGCCGCCGGCAAGCCGGAAGUCUCGCACAUCCCCGCGUACAACUUCUACUACGGAAUGCCGAUCUACGACAUUCGGAUCCCGUUGAGCCCGAUUUACCCCGUGUUGACACCAUCGCACCCGGGGCUUCCCCCCAGACCGAUACUUCCGCCGACGUCAACGCAGGAGCCAGUCGACGUAGACAUCGACGACAGCAAUAUCGAAAAGUUGGACUCGAAAGUCGAGCCUGGCACGACAAUGCCAACUAGCAGCGAGCAGGACGGAGAUUCUAUAACUGUGGAAGCGAUAUGAGAUCAUUUUCCUCAUCACGCGCGCUAAUGAAUAUGUACGUCCAAGGAAUAGAAACUUAAUUGCGGAGUGACGCACGCCUGAUGCGUUUGUUUCCUCAUACCUCGUUAUAUUUUGAUAUUCACGCUACGCUACGCUGUACGACUUACUCCGAGAGAGACGUGAGCGAUUUCUAGACCAGCUCUCUUUAUCCCAAUUGAGAGCUGCGCGCUUGGAAAUCCCACGUGUACGCGAAACAAGCAGGAUGUAUUGUCUGUACAAUAAAUGUAUGCUUCAAUGAG